Molecule: messenger RNA, 1314 nt
Organism: Ostreococcus tauri
Lineage: Eukaryota; Viridiplantae; Chlorophyta; Mamiellophyceae; Mamiellales; Bathycoccaceae
Product: WD40 repeat
Exons: 1
Coding region: 1-1314 (437 amino acids)
Biological process (GO): negative regulation of transcription by RNA polymerase II
Cellular component (GO): ESC/E(Z) complex
Molecular function (GO): nucleosome binding; protein binding
Source: RefSeq, a predicted model, not a curated record
AUGCCGGGUCGACAGCGCACGAAGACGCGCUACGCCCCGACCUCGGUGGCGUCGCCGUCGAACGCGCCGGAGAACGCGUACGGGGCGGCGUUUUGUUCGCUUCCGGGUGCGGAUGCGCGAUUGCUGAAGACGUUUGCCACGUGCGCGGGCCCGCGGGCGGAGGUGUACGAGUGCGAGGACGACGGUGGGAUGCGCGUCGUCGCGUCCUUCGAAGCGUCGGGGAACGAAGAGUUUUACGUCUGCGCGUGGUGCGCGAUCGAUGCGCGGGAUUCGGAUCGUAGCGCGAGUGGACGGGCGACGAGCGGGACGCGGCGGACGCCGUGUCUGGCGCUCGGCGGCACGGGGUCGGUGGUGCGAGUGGUGGAUUGCGUGACGGGACGAACGCACGUGGAUUUGGUCGGACACGGAGGGACGGUGAACACGAUCGCGACGCAUCCGACGGAACCGACGGUGAUCGCGACCGGGAGCAAGGAUUUGAGCGUUCGGUUGUGGCACGCGAACACCGGGGUGACGAUGGCGAUAUUCGCCGGGGGAUUGGGGCAUCGAAACGACGUGUUAUCGGUAGACAUUCAUCGAACGUUAGAUUCGGAGAUGCGAAUGAAGAUUUUAAGCGGUGCGAUGGAUAACUGCGUCAAGGUUUGGGCGACGCCGUCGUUCAAGCGAUCGUUUCGCGACGCGGCGACGUGGGACAAACCUCUCGCCGAGUUCAAGACGAUUGUCGUCGACGCGCCGAUGUUUUCGAGUAAUCGUGUGCACGAGGAUUACGUCGAUUGUGUGGCGUGGUGCGGCGACGCCGCGCUGUCGAGAUCGGUGGACGGCGUGACGAAGAUGUGGGUCCCGGAUGAACCCGUCGGCGUGCUGCACGCGCAGGGCGAGCAGUAUCGACUCGUGGGCGAGUUCCCUCAGGAGGACGCCAUCUUGUGGUGGUUAAAAUUCUCCCUAUCGGCGUCGCGAAACGUCUUGGCGUCCGGGAACAUGAAGGGGGCGGUGAGCGUGUGGAGAUUAGACGAACCGGACGUCCUCGACCGAGGUCCGUCCAAGCUCGCGCCGUUUCCGGCUCGCAAGUCGUCGACGCACCAGAAGAGUCUGAACUCGGCGUUCAAUCUCGAGGGCAAUCCACCCGUCGUGCGACAGUGCGCCGUGAGCGCGGAUGGCUCCAUCAUCGUCGCCGCGUGCGACAACGGCAUCAUCUGUCGAUGGGACGAGUGCAGAGACGACGAGAGCGGCGACGAGAGCGGCGACGAGAGCGACGACGACGACGAGAGCGACCGCACGAACGCGAACGACGACCGCGGCGUCCACACGCACGAGUAA